AUGGAUAAAUCAUCGAAUCAGCAGCAACAAGGAGAUGCUGUGAAGGUUGCACUCAGAAUUCGUCCUCAAAAUGGAAGGGAAAAAGUUGAUAUGUGUCAAAUUUGUACUGAGGUGAUUCCAGAGGAACCUCAAGUAGUGCUCGGAAAGGACAAGGCCUUCACCUUUGAUCAUGUCUUUGAUAGGGACACGCUGCAGGAUACUAUCUAUAAUUCAUGUGUAAAAAUGCUUGUUGAAGGAUGUUUUGAUGGUUACAAUGCUACAGUUUUUGCUUAUGGACAGACUGGUUCUGGCAAAACAUACACGAUGGGUACAGGAUUUGAUGUUGAUGUUGACCCUUAUGAAGUAGGUAUCAUACCUCGGGCCAUUCAGCAUUUAUUUGAAGGAAUAGAAAAGCGAAAGGAAAAGGCAGCACAUGAUAAUGUGCCUCCUCCAACAUUCAAGGUUACUGUUCAAUUUAUGGAGCUGUACAAUGAAGAGAUCCUAGAUCUGCUUGAUCCUUCUAAGGACCCAGAAACCAGAAAUAGGAAAUCUCAUAUCAAGGUUCAUGAAGAUGCAUCUGGGGCCAUUUAUGUUGUUGGAGUGAAUACACGCCCUGUUGAUUCCUUUUCUGCGACUAUACAGCUCCUGAAAGGUGGUGCAUUAUCUCGGGCAACUGCAAGUACUAAGAUGAAUGUGCAGUCCUCCCGGUCUCAUGCUAUUUUCACUCUUCAUAUUCGACAGGACAGAGUGGUUGCUGAUAUACCAGCUGAAGAUGGAAAAGAGGAAGAUUCCACUCAGACAACAUUUGAAACCCUUACUGCUAAAUUUCAUUUUGUGGACUUGGCUGGAUCAGAACGACUUAAACGCACAGGAGCCACAGGUGAUCGAGCAAAAGAGGGAAUUUCAAUAAACUGUGGUCUGCUUGCUCUUGGUAAUGUGAUAUCUGCUCUUGGAGACAAAACUAAACGUGGUUGCCAUGUGCCUUACCGAGACUCAAAAUUAACAAGACUGCUGCAGGAUUCCUUAGGUGGAAACAGCCGAACACUGAUGAUAGCUUGUGUUUCUCCAUCAGACAGAGAUUUUAUGGAAACUUUGAAUACCCUUAAAUAUGCAAAUAGAGCAAAGAACAUUCAGAAUGUUGUUAUUGCUAAUCAAGACAAAGCUAGUAAAUUAUUAGCACAACUACGAAUGGAAAAUUCUCUCUUGCAGAAGGAAUUGUUAGAAUAUAAAACGGGUAAACGUGUGGUAGAUGCUGAUGGAGUAGAAGGAAUCAACGAUUUAUACCAUGAAAACAAUAUGUUACAAAGUGAAAAUGAAAAACUUAGGCAGCGAAUCAAAGCUAUGAGUCAAACUGUGGAAUGUUUGACAGAACGUAAUACACAGUUGAUUACUGAAAAUGCUGUUUGUAAACAGAAUUACACCGGUGACACUUUCAAUAAUGAACACAUCACCUCAAUGAUACAAGGCUAUAUCAAAGAUGCAGAAGUACUUCGUGCCAAAUUGACAGAAGCAGACUCUUUAUACAAAGUGGCUCAACAAACUGCAGUUCGUGCACAGUCACGACUUGCCUUAAGCCCGAUGUCACAUGUCCCAAUGUCCUCAUCAUUUACUUCUGUGCCAGAUAUGCCAGAAAUUGACAAUUAUGAACUGCUGAAAGAAGCUAAUAAAGACUUGAAAGUAUUGAAAAAGAAAAUCAAAUUUCGAACAGGAGGAGAUGGCCAAGAGAGUAACAAAGAGAACAUUUGUGAAAAUGGAGAUGCUAGGCACCAUGAAGAUACUGAUGAUUUAAUACAGCAGCUGGAGAUUAUUAGUGAAGGAGAUGCUCCAUCAGAUGAAGAAUAUACAGCUGGAGAGGAAAUGGUUGAUCUUGAUGAGGACCUUGAUGAGCUUGAAUUAAUGGGUUCAAAUACAGAUACAGACGAAGAGGAAGGUUUGGGUUCUGAUAAUAUUCAUGAGGAUUUAGCAGAAUUAACAUGUGAAAUGACACUGAAAACUCGAUUGAUAGAGGCUUUGGAAAAGAACCAGAACAAGUUGAAUGCAAUGAAAAAUCAUUAUGAACAGAAAGUCAUUCAGCUUACUCAGAAGAUACGGGAUACAGAACUUGAAAGGGACAAUGUGUUGUCUAAUAUUGCAAAACUGGAAGAAGACAAGAAAGAUAAAGCCAAAAAUAUCAGGGAAAAAUAUCAGCGUAAAUUGAAUGAACUUCAGAGUGAAUUAAAAAAAUUCCAAGAAGCUAAGAAGGACCAUGCAAAAUUGCUUAGAAAUCAAGUUGUCUAUGAAAGACAAUUGAGGACUUAUCAACAAGAUCUGCAAGAAAUGAAACGAACAAAGGUGAAGCUCAUGAAGCAAAUAAAGGAAGAAGCUGAAAAAAAUAAAGCAAAUGAGUCGAGGCGGCAUAAAGAAAUAACUCAACUUAGACGAGAACGAUUAAAGUAUGAACAAAAAAUUAAAACUUUAGAAACAGAAAAACAUCAAAAAGAAGUUGUCUUAAAACGGAAACAAGAGGAGGUGGAAGCUCUAAGGAAGAGACAGAAACCAAUGUCAAGUCGAGCUGCAGGCAGAGUUGGCAAAUAUGAUGUUACUCCUACCAUUCCAGUUGGUAACAUUCCAGGUUCCAUGUAUGAACGCCGGAAUAGGAUGACAACAAUAUCAGAUAAACUUGCAAAACGAAAAUGGGAUAUCAUCCAGAAACGAGUGGAGGAUAUUGUUAAGAAAAGACAAACCUUAAAUUUGAUAGAAAAGGAUAUGGAAACGUGGUUGAAAGAACGGAAAAAGCUUGGACAAAGUCUUGAAAAGUAUACCAACAAAAAGCAGAAUUUAAUAGAGACUGGACAGCCUGAAGAAGCUGUUAAUGAGUGCCUAGAUGUAAUUGACAGUUUGGAGGGACAAUUGCAAGUCUGUCAAGAGAAUAUAAGUGAAAUUCAAGAACAAAUUAUGCAGCUUGAAGAAAAUAAAAAUAAUGAUGAUGUGGAAAAACUGCAGAGUAUAUUUAGUAGAUGUAAUAUGAUGGAAUGCCGGUACCUUUUCAGUCAUUUGAUAGAAAUGGUUUUAUCUAAGGGUACUUCUUGUGCAAAUAAAGAAACUGAGCUGAAGGAACUACAUGCCAAACUUCAUCAAAGUAUGGUGAAUAAUACAUUACAGCAAGACUUAUUGAAGCACAUGAUGAUUGAUCAAAUAGAUAUUGAUAUGGAAGAACUUGUGCAAAAUGAUACUGAAAUAGAAUGUGUCAGCUCAGGUUCAUCAUCACCUGUUGAGAACAUGUUCGAAAGACAGAGAGCAAACCAACAAACAUCUCCCACAGUUGCUGCUGGAGACUCUGCCAGAAGAACGAAGGUGCGGCCAUGUUGCAAGAAGAUACAGAGUCCGGUUUCCUGCAAUUCUCAACUUGUAGCCUUCUCUCCAGCUGGUGUGAUUAUGUCAAUGUUUUUGUUUCACCAUUUUUCCCCAUCAAAUUAUGUUGCCCGUCCUUUCCAUUCUAGGCAAUCACGUCUGGAUAGUCUGCGGCACAACAAAUUUUAUCAUGCAAUCCAACACAGAUUUGCACAUUUUCCAAUGAGAACAUUCCCCGUGGCUCGCAGACGGACUGCUACGCCCAUGGAAUUGCUAUAUUCUGCAGAAUCACCUGAUUUGGAAAAUACUUUGAUUCCUCUCAUGGAAUCAUCUCGUGAAGAAGUGACCACCCCCACUUCUGCUUCAGAUGAUAUUGACUUUAAAGCACUCACCAAAAGUGUUGACACUCUUGAUACUAUGGGGAAAAGCUCCGAUUUUGAAGCGUGUCUUUCCCCUGUUCCACUCCGCCGAGUCAAUAGUGCUUCAGAUGCUUUGAAGCCCAGAUGCAGCAGUGAACUUGUGAGUCCUCAGAGUUCCCCGUUGGUUUCAAGGAAAAGGAAUAAUGAUGUUUUCAAAAGAUUAACAUCUAAUACGUGUACAGGCUCACCAGAUCCCAACAGAGGCAGUAUCACAAGAGUUAAUACUGGUGGACGUACUUCACCAGUUUUCUGUUCCCAUGUGGUAGAAGGUCACUGCAAACCUGUCUUAUCGGUUUAUGCCACUGAAAGGCUAUUAUUUACUAGUAGUAAAGAUCGUUCAGCAAAAGCUUGGGAUCUGAACACUGGUUUGGAGCUGCAAACAUUUACAGGCCAUCCGAAUAAUGUUGUUGUUGUUAAGUACAAUGAACCAACACGUACACUUUUCACUGUAUCACAGUCAGAAGUAAAGCUUUGGGACAUCCGAAUCAAAAGCACUCCAACAUGUCUCAUUACAUUUCAUUCUUCUGGUUUAACCAGUGUUCCAACAAUGUAUCAGACUCGACAAGGGGAACUUGGUCGUGGUGAGCAAAUCAUUAACGACAUUGCUCUCACUGAUGAUGGCAAUGCCCUGUUUACAGCUGCUGGCAACAUGGUUCGCAUAUGGGAUGUCAGGAGCCAAAGUUGUGUAAGUAAACUUACUGGACAUCAGGCUCAGGUAAUGGUGUUGGCUUUAGCUAGAAGGGAAGACAAGCAAAUUGUUGUCAGUGGAUCAAAAGAUCAUUAUAUAAAGGUUUUUGAAUUACCUGAUACAACAUCUACUCUCAUCUCUCCAACAUAUAACUUGGAACCACCUCAUUAUGAUGGUGUCCAAUCUCUGGCUAUGCAGGAUAAUAAUCUGUUCAGUGGUUCCCGAGAUCGCUGCAUAAAAAAAUGGGAUCUUAAUGAUCAGCAAAUGAAACAGUCUGUGAAUUGUGCACACAAGGACUGGAUCUGUGGUCUUGCAGUGAUGCCAGAGCACAAUAUUUUGCUUAGUGGUUGUCGAAGUGGCUACCUCAAGUUGUGGCAAAUUGGUGAUUGUUCUCAAAUUGGAGAGAUCAAAGCUCAUAACUUUCCCAUUACUGCUAUUGCUACCAAUUCCUCAGCCAUCUUUACAGCAUCAAAUGAUCCGGAAUCCAGCAAGUGCCAUAUCUGGAAACUGCGGGAAGGCACUAAAGUGCGAUUAUCCGUUUGA
Molecule: messenger RNA, 4959 nt
Organism: Acanthosepion pharaonis
Lineage: Eukaryota; Metazoa; Mollusca; Cephalopoda; Sepiida; Sepiidae
Source: the annotation of a GenBank genome assembly